Rhipicephalus microplus (southern cattle tick) is the source of this 648-nucleotide messenger RNA. Its product is annotated as translation initiation factor IF-2-like. Lineage: Eukaryota; Metazoa; Arthropoda; Arachnida; Ixodida; Ixodidae. The record is from RefSeq and is a predicted model, not a curated record.
GGCCCACACGCGGCGUACUCCAGAAAAUGCGAGAAGUUUCAAUUGGAAAAGAAAAUAAUAAACAUAAAGGUCACAGAGAACAUCACCUUCCCGGAGGCGCGAAAGAGGUUCGCCUCUUUCCCUCUGGGGAGGUACGCCGACGCAGCUCGCCGGGGGGCGGAGCGGCGUCUUGUUUCGGCGGGGACCCAGUACCGCGAGUCGGACUUGGUCCCGCCCCCGCCCCCCCCUGGGUUGCCUCUUGCAGCCCAAUCUGUCGCCACACCGCUUGCUGAGGCAGCAGCGGAUGUGGCGCAAACCAGUUCUGUUGGGACCGGUGCCGCUCCCGCCUCGGCCUCCCCGUCCUCCAGUGCGUUGGAGGGUGCCGAGAUGAUGGACACCGCGGGCCCCGCACCGGAUCCCACCGCCACCGCACCGCCCGUGCCACCUGUGGCACCCCCGGGGGUGGCGGCUCAAACGAAGGGCUCCCGAAAGGGGGCCAAGUCCGGGGGGCCCGGCUCGACGGGCACCCCUCGGACAUCUGAUGAUGACAUGGAUGUCCGGCCGUUCCUGCCUGCCACGCAGCGCAAGGAGCGGCCUGUGACGGCUAAGCCUUCAGAAGGGCCUAAAAAGCCCAAGCCAAGAGUAACAGCCCCGAAAGACGACACAUGA